CACAGAGGAGAGCUUAUUUUGUAGCUGUUCUCCAGCCUGUAAAGCAAAAAAAGGGACUCCCAUGAUUCUGGCAGCACAUUGAUUGGCGACAUGGAGUAUUUUCCUAUAUCUGUGCAACUAUAUGUCAGACAGGAAUGCAAUAGUGAUGGCUAUAUGAAGAAAUCCAGUCCUCAUCAGCAACAAAUGGAAACUGAGGAAUCAACUAAGGAAGAAAUGGAGAAGCUGAAGGGUCCUGUUAUUACCACCUCCAAAGGCAAGAACAUAACUUUAGCAGGGAAGCUGAAACACCUGGCCCUAAAUAUUCCUCUCCGGUUUAGUGUUCAGGCCCUGAAGCUGCAUUCAAAGAAUUCUGCUCGCUUUGGCAGUCUCAGCCAUCACUCCUUCUUCUCACGACACAACCCACACCCACACCGAGUGACUCACAUCCAAGGUCUGAAUGGUGCUCCUGUUUGCAUAGUUAAUGAUGAAGGGUCUGAGCAGACUAUGCUUCCACCUCAUCCUAUGAUAAAAAGCCAGUUUCCUACUUCAGUUUUGGGAGGACCUGGAGUCCAAAUGCCCAUUGGAGAUCCACAGCCUAUCCCAGUCCCCAGGCUAUCAAUAGGCUCUUUGUCUGAUGCAUGGAGAGAUGAACUGAGAGAACUCACUGCAAGAGCGAGAGCUGCUUCCUUCACAGAGAAAAAGGAGACAACACAGAAGCCGGAGAGAAAGACACAGUACUCCGAAGAAACAGGACGACUCAUUCCACCUUCCUUUCGAGCCGCAACUCGCCAUUCAUCCCGCCAAGUGCUCCAGAACAACACCAAGAAUAAAGACAAAGAUCCUCUCUUCUCUUUCCAGUACCUAGAACUAAUUAUUUUAGAACUCCUGUGUCAGAUCCUGCAGACAGACUCCUUGACAGCUGUCCAGCAAUGGCUGCUGACCACUGGUCAAAAAGAGAAGAAUCUUGUCACGGGAUUGUUGCAGAUUGCAACUGCAAACCUACAUCUUGAGGCCCAGGACUUGCCCUCAGGCAUGGAAGGGAGAUUUCCAUCACAGUUUUCCCAAAGUGGCCCAGGCUUUGUCUUUAGGCAACACAGAAGAAAUCAUCUAACCAGGUUGCCUGUAACAAAGCAAAAGCAAGAACCUACCCCAGAGGAAGAAAGGCCAGUGCAUAUCGGCACAGCAGAAGUUCUCCAGUUCCAUUUAUCCCUGGAUGAGAAGCAAAACCAACCAGACUGACCCAAGUAAAAAGAAAUUUCAUUACUGAUGAUAUCAUGCUUACUGCUCUGUUUCUCUCCUGCUGUUCUCCCAAUGAAAAAAUAGUACUGUAUACUACAUGAAAGCUCCUACACUAAGAACUAAUAUCACAUCUUGUAGAGACAAUGUAAAAUUCAAAAUUCAUUUCAACAUAUUGUUUAUUGGGCCUCUGUGCAGCUGUGAAAUUGCUGAAAUGAUCAAUUCCACUACUAUGUUCUCCAGCUCGGCGAUUGCUUUAGCGAGAUCCAAAAUGAGGGACAAAGACAAGGUAUUAUAUAUUAAAUAUAGUAGAAGCAACUUUGUAGAAUGGCUCAGGCUUUGAAAGCAUUUGACUUUAACAAAAAUACAAAUAGAGUGCUGAAGAUAUAGUUUUAUAGGUGGGAGCUUAGUGUUCAUUAAACACAUUGUAGUUCCAUUAUCUCAUCUUUCUGCUAUAUGACAUAUUAAUAGACCUGUAUGAGAGAGAUAUAUGAGCUUGAAUACAUGUUUGGAAUCUGGAGGAAAGACUUCUAGGCAUAGGUCCAAGAUUGGACUGUAGGCUGAAUCACAGUAGACAAUCUGCCCGUAGAUAAUGGUCUUUUAUGCAUGGUCACUUUACAGUGUUUCAGAAUUUAUUCUGUGUCCCAUGUUCUCCCAGGUUAUGCACCUGUAAGGGAGUCAUGGGAAGCAGAAACAGGUUUUGUCCGUCUUUUCCCCUUUUUCCCCCGUGCACAUUCCGUGAAUUUUUUUAAGCUGCUGCCCAUCCGCUAAUAGCGCACGUUAUGUCCGCGAAGAAUCAAAUACUCCCAUUCUGCUUCUCUCCCCACUUCCUUUCACAGGAGCUGAUUGGUCUAUCCGAGGGUAACCACACCCACCUCCUCAGCUCCCAAAACCUUCUUUCUGCUAUUUUUUUGUUUAACAAAAGCACAGUAACGCUGCAUCAUUAAUCACCAGAUUAAUAUGCUUAAGCAGACCCAACUCAAUUGAGCUUGUUGUGUUAGUGAUGACACUCUUCUAGCUUUUUUCCCCCUCUUCAGUGUAGAGGUUGAAACGCUGCAGCAUUACAUUACUGGGGCAAAAAGGUUUCCACGGAGCUACCUGAGUGUACAUCAGCCACGCUGCCCACUGACUCGGUGCUGUUUGCAGGCAAGCCGACAGGCAAAUUAUGCAAAAUAGGUGGCUGUACCUGUAAUAAACUGGGAGGGAAAAAGGGGGGCAAAACCCUACAGGAUACAAAAAAUGAUUCUUUAUAUAAUAUUUUCAAAAUUCCAAAAGUGCAAUGUGCUCAUAACACUUCAUACAGUGUCUUCAAAGUUU
Molecule: messenger RNA, 2532 nt
Organism: Eublepharis macularius
Lineage: Eukaryota; Metazoa; Chordata; Lepidosauria; Squamata; Eublepharidae
Gene: TBATA
Product: thymus, brain and testes associated
Exons: 10
Coding region: 91-1218 (375 amino acids)
Source: RefSeq, a predicted model, not a curated record